Messenger RNA from Globicephala melas (long-finned pilot whale), 1863 nucleotides. It is a transcript of the gene SLC27A2, whose product is annotated as solute carrier family 27 member 2. Gene Ontology annotation, biological process: very long-chain fatty acid catabolic process; bile acid biosynthetic process; long-chain fatty acid import into cell. Gene Ontology annotation, cellular component: peroxisomal membrane; endoplasmic reticulum; endoplasmic reticulum lumen. Gene Ontology annotation, molecular function: very long-chain fatty acid-CoA ligase activity; fatty acid transmembrane transporter activity; pristanate-CoA ligase activity. The record is from RefSeq and is a predicted model, not a curated record. Lineage: Eukaryota; Metazoa; Chordata; Mammalia; Artiodactyla; Delphinidae.
AUGCUGCCCGUCAUCUACGCGGUCCUGGCGGGGGUGCUGCUACUGCCGCUACUGGUGAACCUCUGCUCCCCCUACUUCUUCCAGGACGUGAGCUACUUCCUGCGGUUGGCCAGGAUGGCCCGGCAGGUGCGCAGCUAUGGGCAGCGCCGGCCGGUGCGCACCAUCCUCCACGCCUUUCUGGAGAGAGCACACCAGAGCCCGCACAAGCCGUUCCUGAUCUUCCGCGACCAGACGCUCAGCUACGUGCAGGUGGACCGACGCAGCAACCAAGUGGCGAGGGCGCUGCGCGACCGCCUCGGCCUCCGGCAGGGAGAGUGCGUGGCGAUAUUCCUGGGCAACGAACCGGCCUACGUAUGGCUGUGGCUGGGGCUGGCCAAGCUGGGCUGUGCCAUGGCGUGCCUCAACUGUAACAUCCGCGGCAAGUCCCUGCUGCACUGCUUCCAGUGCUGCGGGGCGAAGGUGCUCCUGGCCUCGCCAGAACUACAAGAAGCUGUUGAAGAGGUGCUGCCAAGCCUGAAAAAAGAUGGUGUGGCCAUCUAUUACGUGAGCAGAAGUUCUAACACCGAUGGGGUCGACUCUUUCUUAGACAAAGUGGAUGAAGUGUCAACUGAAUCCAUCCCAGAGUCCUGGAGGUCGGAAGUGACCUUUUCCACUCCUGCCUUAUACAUUUAUACUUCUGGAACCACAGGUCUCCCGAAAGCUGCAAUGAUCAAUCAUCUUCGCACUUGGUAUGGAGCCAACCUUGCUGCUACCAGCGGGAUAACGGAGAAUGACGUAGUCUAUACCACCCUACCCUUGUACCACAGUGCUGCGCUUUUGGUUGGCUUACAUGGAUGUAUCCUGACUGGUGCUACUGUUGUUUUGCGGUCCAAAUUUUCAGCCAGUCAGUUUUGGGAUGACUGCAGAAAAUAUAACGUCACUGUCAUUCAGUAUAUCGGUGAACUGCUUCGGUAUUUAUGCAACUCUCCCCAGAAACCAAACGAUCGUGACCAUAAAGUGAGAAUGGCAUUGGGAAAUGGCUUGCGAGGAGAUGUGUGGAGAGAAUUCAUCAAGAGAUUUGGGGACAUUCACAUUUAUGAGUUCUAUGCUUCCACUGAAGGCAAUAUCGGAUUUAUGAAUUACACGAGAAAAGUCGGUGCUGUUGGAAGAGUAAACUACCUACUGAGAAAAGUCAUAACUUAUGAGCUGAUUAAAUAUGAUGUGGAGAAAGAUGAACCCGUUCGAGAUGGAAAUGGAUAUUGCAUCAAAGUUCCCAAAGGUGAAGUUGGACUCCUGGUUUGCAGAAUCACACAACUCACACCAUUUAGUGGCUAUGCUGGAGGAAAGUCUCAGACAGAGAAGAAAAAACUGAGAGAUGUCUUUAAGAAAGGAGACCUCUAUUUCAACAGUGGAGAUCUCUUAAUGAUGGACCACGAAAAUUUUAUCUACUUCCACGACAGAGUUGGAGAUACAUUCCGGUGGAAAGGGGAAAAUGUGGCCACCACUGAAGUUGCUGACAUAGUAGGACUGGUUGAUUUUGUCCAAGAAGUGAAUGUUUAUGGCGUGUCUGUGCCAGGUCACGAGGGUCGAAUUGGCAUGGCUUCCAUCAAGAUGAAGGAAGACCAUGAAUUUGAUGGAAGGAAACUCUUUAAGCAUGUGGCCGAUUACCUGCCCAAUUAUGCAAGGCCCCGGUUUCUAAGAAUACAGGACACCAUUGAGAUCACUGGAACUUUUAAACACCGAAAAGUGACCCUCAUGGAAGAGGGCUUUAACCCUGCAGUUAUCAAAGAUGCCUUGUAUUUCUUGGAUGACAAAGCAGAAAUGUAUGUGCCGAUGACUGAGCACAUUUACAACGCCAUUAAUGAUAAAACUCUGAAACUCUGA